AUGGUGGUGGGAGGGGUUAUUAGCAGGACGGGGUGGAUGGUUAUAGUCGGGGUGGGGAGAGAGAGAGAGAGAGAGAGAGAGAGAGAGAGAGAGAGAGAGAAGGGUUGGUGUGGUGGUGUUGGGUUGGGGGUGGGGGUGGGGGUGGGGCACGGGGUUGCAACCUUCUGGUUUAGAGACAUUUACAAAGGUUCAUCAGCUCGUUGGAUGGGGCUGGGUUCACGGCCCAGAGAAGUGGGACUGAGGAUGGGAUGGGGGAGGUUGGGAUGGGGUGGAGCUUCUGGGUUGGGGAAUGGGUGGCCUGAGUGA
Prunus armeniaca (apricot) is the source of this 306-nucleotide messenger RNA. The record is from the annotation of a GenBank genome assembly. Lineage: Eukaryota; Viridiplantae; Streptophyta; Magnoliopsida; Rosales; Rosaceae.